Molecule: messenger RNA, 1275 nt
Organism: Rhipicephalus sanguineus (brown dog tick)
Lineage: Eukaryota; Metazoa; Arthropoda; Arachnida; Ixodida; Ixodidae
Exons: 1
Coding region: 400-1275 (291 amino acids)
Source: RefSeq, a predicted model, not a curated record
GAAGGUCGUCUCGAAAAAAGUGGCCCAUGCAAGCCAUGCUCCGGAUGUCUGUAGAGUGACAGUUCUUCGCACUCAAGAGCGGAUCAAAGCUCUGGCGGCGGCCUCGGGCGAGGCCCCCGUGAAGAUCGUGCAGCAAGUCACGGCAAGUGUACCAGCGUCUUCAAGGCAGCACCUUCCAAGUGAGAAGCAUUGCGUCAGAUUGUAAGAAGGAAAAGGAAAGCGGACUGCCCACACGAGCCGUCUGCCGUGCAGGAGCUCAUCGUCGAGGGCGAGUUCUGCACAACCUUAGAUGGCCGUGAGUUUCUGCGAUGCGACUGCACCAGCCCAGAUGGAGCUCGACUCCUCAUUUUUUUCAGGGACGAGAACAUCAGGAAACUGAACGACGCUCCAAUCUGGCUCAUGGACGGAACAUUUAAGACUGUGUCGCCGCUCUUCGAACAGUUAUACACAAUUCACGGUUAUCUUCAUGGCCAUGUGUUCCCUUUUGUUUACUGCCUAAUGACUCGACGAACCCAGAUGGCGUACGAGAUGCUCUUCGAGGAAGUGCUGAACUUCGCCGCAGAUAUGGGACUUGCACUAAACCCAAAAACUGUGAGUACAGAUUUCGAACUGGCUGCAAUCAACGCUAUUCGGACGUUGCUCCCGUCGUCGGACGUGCAUGGUUGUCUGUUCCACUUGUGCCAAUCAGUAUGGAGGAGAGUGCAACACCUAGGGCUGGCAGUGCUCUACAAAAAUGACGUAGAUGGCUUCGCCAUCAAGGUGAGGCAGCUCGCAGCGCUUUCGUUCUUGCCCACCGAAGAAGUACGAGAUGCCUAUGCGUCCUUGAAACCACUCUUCCCGCAAGAAGCCUCUGACUUGCUGCGAUGGUGGGAGGACAACUACCUGCUCGGGAAAUCACGCCGCCGUGUGGCCGGAGGUAACUCCACCGUGAUCAUACGUAGUUCACCGAUAUUCCCCCCAUCUCUUUGGAAUGUGCUUGCCCUCACUCAGGACGGAUUUCCAAGAGGCAACAACGCCGUGGAGGCAUGGCACCGACGAUGGGAAAUAUUGGUUGGCGCACAACACCUAAGGGUCUCCCGCCUCAUCACCACCAUGAAAAGGGAGCAGGCCAGAGUCGAAGACGACAUCGAGGGAGCGAUCAGAGGCCAACGCCGCCGUUUACAAAACAAGAAGCAGAAGUUACGUGAAAGUCGUUUGGCAGCUGCUCUGGCCAACCGGGACAAUGUGGAUGUUCUACGUUUCCUACGAGGCAUUGCACACAAUUUAUCUGUAUGA